GCCACGGCGUGGGUGGGAGGAAGAAGCCACCCUAGCUGUGUGUUGUCCUUGCGACCAGUGGGAAGCGAGUGUCCUCUCGAAAGCCCAGGGGUCCCGCAACCCCUCUUACCAGUGCCAUGGCAGUUCCAGGUUGCAACAAGAACAGUGUCCGAGCACGCUGUAAAAAAUGUGUCUAUCCUGGUCACCUGACUUUUGAAUGCCGCAAUUUUCACCGAGUAGACCCCAGAAGGGACAUAAUUUUGGAUGUCAGCAGCACAAGUAGUGAGGAGAGUGAUGAAGAGAAUGAAGAACUGAAUAAACUGCAAGCAUUACAAGAAAAAAGAAUAAAUGAAGAAGAGGAGAAGAAAAAAGCAAAAAGCAAAGAGAAAAUCAAGUUGCAAAAAAAAAGGAAAAGGUCUUAUUCAUCCAGUUCCACUGAAGAGGACACUUCAAAACAAAAGAAACAAAAAUAUCAGAAGAAAGAAAAGAAAAAAGAGAAAAAGAGUAAGUCAAAAAAGGGGAAGCAUCACAAACAGGACAAAAAGAAGAGAAAAAAGGAAAAGCAUUCCUCUGCCCCUAAUAGUUCUGAAAUCUCCAAAAAGUAACUGAGACUUU
Lagenorhynchus albirostris (white-beaked dolphin) is the source of this 594-nucleotide messenger RNA. Its product is annotated as protein SREK1IP1-like. The transcript has a single exon. The coding region runs from base 117 to 584 and encodes 155 amino acids. Lineage: Eukaryota; Metazoa; Chordata; Mammalia; Artiodactyla; Delphinidae. The record is from RefSeq and is a predicted model, not a curated record.